Messenger RNA from Castor canadensis (American beaver), 1142 nucleotides. RefSeq names its product HCLS1 associated protein X-1 (gene Hax1). Gene Ontology annotation, cellular component: actin cytoskeleton; mitochondrion; sarcoplasmic reticulum. Lineage: Eukaryota; Metazoa; Chordata; Mammalia; Rodentia; Castoridae. Gene Ontology annotation, biological process: regulation of actin filament polymerization; negative regulation of apoptotic process. The record is from RefSeq and is a predicted model, not a curated record.
GCUGACGCCGCUCUCAAUUUCCGAUAGCGUAGCGAGACUCUACCCUGGUGCGAAUGAACUGCUGAAGGGGUUCAAAGGUUCGAGUCCCACUGUGGGAAUGAGCCUUUUUGACCUCUUUCGGGGCUUUUUCGGUUUUUCUGGACCUCGGAGCCACAGAGAUCCCUUUUUUGGAGGGAUGACUCGAGAUGAAGAUGAGGAUGAUGAGGAAGAGGAAGGAGGAGCCACGUGGGGUUCUUGGAACCCAAGGUUUGAUGGUUCCCAGCCCCCAGAUGAAUUUGGCUUCAGCUUCAGCCCAGGAGGAGGGAUGCGUUUCCACAAUAACUUCGGUUUUGAUGACCUAGUACGGGAUUUCAAUAGCAUCUUCAGCGAGAUGGGAGCCUGGACCUUGCCUUCCCACCCUCCUGAACUUCCAGGUCCUGAGGCAGAGACACCUGGUGAGAGGCUGCGGGAGGGGCAGACACUUCGGGACUCAAUGCUUAAAUACCCAGAUAGUCACCAACCCAGGAUCUUUGGGGGGGUCUUGGAGAGUGAUGCAAGACCUGAAUCCCCAAAACCAGCGCCAGACUGGGGGUCCCAGAGACCUUUUCAUAGGUUUGAUGAUAUGUGGCCUGUGACUCCCCUUCCUAGAGCCAGAGAGGACAAUGAUCUUGAUUCCCAGGUUUCCCAGGAGGGUCUCGGUCCAGUUCUACAGCCCCAGCCCAAAUCCUAUUUCAAGAGCAUCUCUGUGACCAAGAUCAUUAAACCAGAUGGGAUAGUGGAGGAGCACCGGACUGUGGUGGACAGUGAGGGCCGGAGAGAGAGCACAAUAACUCAUCAAGAAGCGGAUGGCAGUCCAAGAGGUGAAUCACCAAGAUCUCCAGCUCUGGAUGAUGCCUUUUCCAUCCUGGAUUUAUUCCUGGGACGUUGGUUUCGGUCCCGGUAGCUUUGUUAACCAUCAGAAGCACCAGGUCCUUUCCAUUGCCCACUAUCAGUAAGCUUAGCUUCUUCUGUCACCUCAGGGGCUUGGGUGUGUGGAACAGUAAAUUGGGGUAUGUCAGUCUGUUACUCACUCAAACUGAUCAAUAAAACCUUUAUUUAUGCUAAAGGUCUUGGUCUUGGUUUUGUCAAGGCUGCUUCACUUUCCAGAACCAUCUAGGGCUUCC